Messenger RNA from Aspergillus sclerotioniger CBS 115572, 3822 nucleotides. Its product is annotated as mRNA-binding protein RRP12. The transcript has 3 exons. The coding region runs from base 1 to 3822 and encodes 1273 amino acids. The record is from RefSeq and is a predicted model, not a curated record. Lineage: Eukaryota; Fungi; Ascomycota; Eurotiomycetes; Eurotiales; Aspergillaceae.
AUGGCGACCCUGGCGGAGAAGCUUGAGAAGAUUAAGUCUCCCAAGCUGCAGAAUCAGCACCAUACGGCCGUGGUGCUGUCUGCAGUGGAAGACACUCUUCGCGAUCAAAAGGCCGACUUUUCCCCCACCGCCUAUUUCGCCGCGCUGCUUGCGCUUCUGGCCCAGUCCAUCUCCGCCUCCCAAGGCAUCGUCAACAAGGAUCUAGCAACCUCCGUCGUUUAUCUGCUCGAUAUCACCACCGCCUAUGUCCCUGCCCCGAUUCUCCGCUCCAAGUUCUCCCAGAUCCUCACCAGUCUCGCCCCUGCUCUCUCCCUGCCUGAAGUCGAUGCCCCGCUUCUCCGUCCGUCCAUUGGCUGUCUCGAGUCGCUCCUCAUCGCCCAGGACGUUCCAGCCUGGAAUCUCCCUCACACCCAGAUCGGCCCGCGCCGUGCGAUGGCGGGCCUGCUGAGCUUGUCCGUCGACCACCGCCCCAAGGUGCGGAAGCGUGCCCAGGACGCUUUGGUCAAGGUUCUCAAGACUCCCCCGCCCAGUCCUUCCCUCGAUCACCCGGCUGCCGAUAUGUGUGCGGAGACCGCCAUGCGUACUCUGAGCGACAGUGUCACCGCUGCCACAAAGUCAAAGCGUGGUCGGAAUGAUCCCCAGGCCAGGGAGAGCCACGAUCCGUUGGUCAUCCACUCCCUGCAACUGGUGAAGACGAUUGCGAUCGCGUCCGGAGGCUGGCCAAGCAAGAAGAUCGAGCCGCUGUGCGAGCUCUUGAUGAACGCAUCUCGCUCCAGUAACGAAUUCAUCACGAUGGGUGCUUUCGAGGUGUUCGAGGUGAUCUUUUCCAGCAUGGCCGACGAGUUUUCGUCCUCGAAGCUGCCCCGUCUUUUGGAGGCUAUCACGGAUUUGAAGCCCGCGCAGAACGAUUCGCAGCUACUGCCGCCCUGGAUUGCCGUGUUGUCGCGUGGUUACGACGUCUCUGCUCAGACUAGCCCCGAGGAUACCUUCGAGAAGUUGCCCGCUCUGUUCAACAUGGUUUCCGGCUAUUUGGCCUCGCCUUCUAGCAACAUCCGCGUGUCGGCAUCGGAAUGUUUGGUCUCGUUUUUGGCUAACUGCAUCCCGAGCAGUGUCAUCAUUGAGCCCUCCGUCUACGAUGAGAAGAUGCUCGAGAAGUUGGCCAAGGCUGCCAUGGAUCUGCUUUCCGUCAAGUACCAGGCUGCAUGGCGCGAGGUGUUCAACGUCUGCGCGGCUUUGUUCGACAGCUUCAAGUGGCGCUCCAGCCCCUUCCUGGACGGCGUUGUCAGGACGGUCGGAGAGCUCCGCAGCAACGAGUCUUUCCAGGGAAAGAAGGAGGCGGACAAUGUUCUUGGUAGCGCUAUUGAGGCCAUGGGCCCUGCUGCAGUCUUGGAGAUCCUGCCCCUGAAUAUCAUCGAGCAGAAGCAGGGCCAGCCUGGUCGCGUUUGGUUCCUCCCCGUGCUUCGCGACAACGUCACCAACACUAACCUUGCCCAUUUCCGCUCCGAGUUCGUUCCCCUCAGUGAGGCCCUGUACCACAAGGUCAUGGACUACACCUCCCAAGAGAAGAAUGUCGAGGUGAAGAUCUUCGAGACUCUCGUUCAGCAGACGUGGGGCAUCCUUCCUGGGUACUGUGAGCUUCCUCUGGACCUGAUCGAGUCCUUCGACCAGGGCUUUGCGGAACUGCUCUCCAAUGUCCUCUACAAGCAGACCGAUCUGCGUGUUGACAUCUGCAGAGCCUUGCAGAACCUGGUGGAGUCCAACCAGGCCAUCCUGUCCGUCGAGGCGGAUGGCGACGACCUGAUCCUCCAGCGCAGAAUCACCAAGGAAGCCGCGAAGAAGAACAUUGGCCAUCUUGCCGGCUUCGCCAGCAACCUGUUGGCGGUUCUGUUCAACGUGUACAGCCAAACGCUCCCGCACUACAGAGGCUACAUCCUCCAGUGUAUCAAUGCCUACUUGAGCAUCGUCCCCGAGAAGGAACUUAACGAAACGUUUGAACGUGUUAGCUCGAUGCUCGAGUCAUCGGUGGUCUCGGAGACCGAGGCAGCCAAGCAGGGCAACCAGCAGACCGGCUCUGGUGACAAGAUGCCGCCCAAUUCGCACACCCUGAUUGACCUGGUCAUCGCAAUGUCGAUCUACCUGCCCCGCUCGAGUUUCGCGAACCUGUUUGCCCUUGCUGCGGCCGUCCUUAGCGGGCAGACUGGUGAUCAGCAGCUGAUCAAGAAGGCGUACAAGCUGAUCCCUCGUUUGGCCCAGACCGAGACUGGAAGCGCUGCGCUUCGCGAGCGGAGUACGGAGCUUCAGGCGCUCAUGCUCAACACGGCGGACAAGACCCCAGCGUCGGCUCGCCGCGAUCGUAUGCUGGCUAUCUACGAACUCAUCUCCUACCUGCCGACUUCCGACCUGCACUUCAUCCCCUCCGUUCUCUCGGAAGUUGUCUUGGGCUGCAAGGAAAGCAAUGAGAAGGCCCGGACUGCCUCGUUCGAUCUGCUCAUUCACCUGGCCAAGAGAACCACGGACUCGGAGCAGAACCCUCCUGGUACCAAGAUCCGUAACUCUCUUGUGCCACACAUGCCCAACGACGCCCCUGAUGCUCCCGCUACGAUCGAGGAAUUCUUCACCAUGGUGUCUGCGGGUCUGGCUGGUAGCUCGCCGCACAUGGUUGCUGCCUCCGUCACCGCGCUUUCCCGUCUGUUCUUCGAUUUCCACACCCAAGUCCAACCCGCCGUCCGCUCCGACCUGGUGCAGACAGUAGAGCUGUUCCUUACCAGCAACAACCGUGAGAUUGUCCGGUCUGUGCUGGGCUUCGUCAAGGUCGCCGUGGUCGUUCUUCCCGACGAAGAUCUUCGCGCGCGCCUCAACUCCCUGGUGCCGAACCUGAUGGUCUGGAGCAAGGAGCACAAGGGCCGUCUCCGCAGCAAGGUGAAGGGUAUCCUUGACCGUCUUAUUCGGCGCUUCGGUGCAGCUUCCAUUGAGGAGCUGGUUGGUGAAGGCGACCGGAAGCUGGUGGUCAACAUCCGGAAGCUGCGCGAGAGACGCAAGAAGAAGAGAAAGGAGGGCGAGCUGGCGGGUGAGGAUGAGGACGAGGACGAGGAAGAAGAACCCGCAGGAAAGGAGGACAAGGGUGGUCGGGCCUUCAACAACGCCUUUGACAAGGCCGUGUACGACUCCGACUUCGACUCUGACGACGACGCCAGCGAGAUCGACGUCGACGAAGAGGGAGUCACUCAUGCUUCCAAGGGCCGCAAGGGCAAGAAGGCCAAGCAGAGCGAGCAGUACAUCCGUGAAAUGUCUCCCGAGGACAACCCUCUGGAUCUGCUCGCCCCCAACGCUCUGGCCAACAUCUCCACCACCAAACCCAGUGUCCGAUUCCUCAACACCGGCCCCGGUUCCCGCAAGAAGCGCAACGCCAAGGUCGAUGCUGACGGCCGUCUUGUUCUGGGCGAUGACGCCGAGGAUGUGGACAUGUCCGCUGGUCUGGACAACAACGGCGGAGAGAGCGGCAUCAACGCCUACGUUCAAGCCGUCAGCGGACCCGACGCCGUGCGUCGCGGCCAACGCGGUAAGCUCAGGAUGGCUCAGUCCCAGAAGAAGAAGGGUGGCGAUGAUAUGGACCUGGACGAUGACAACGACAACAACAACAACAACGCCUCUGCCCCUGCCUCCCGGCCCGGCCCUGGCCGUCGUGGUCUAGGCGUGCCCAAGACCCACGGUCCCAGCGGCGCCGGACGCAUCCAGAAGCGCAAGCCCAUGCAUGGCGGACGGGGCGGACGGGGUGGACGAGGCGGACGUGGCGGCGGUUUCCGCGUUGGCAACAGAAGAUAA